This is a messenger RNA of Coffea eugenioides, 2444 nucleotides long. RefSeq names its product MACPF domain-containing protein NSL1. The transcript has 7 exons. Gene Ontology annotation, cellular component: plasma membrane. The record is from RefSeq and is a predicted model, not a curated record. NCBI's taxonomy places the organism in Eukaryota, Viridiplantae, Streptophyta, Magnoliopsida, Gentianales, Rubiaceae. The coding region runs from base 275 to 2143 and encodes 622 amino acids. Gene Ontology annotation, biological process: regulation of salicylic acid mediated signaling pathway; plant-type hypersensitive response.
AUGGAUAUGGUAGCCUUUCAUAAUGGGGUAAUUUGCUCAAAGCAAGUUUGUGAAAAUACCACGUAAAAAGUAAAAGCCUCUUCAACCCAACCAUAGCCUUCGUUUCUUCUUCUUCUUCUUCUACCUCCAAGUCCAAAAGUCUUCAACCAAGAAUACUCCCCCACCCCAUAAACUGCUCAAUAAACUGCUCACAACAAGAUACUCAAUUUUCAACACCGUUGAAAUUCACGCACAAGACGGACAAUUUGAUCUCUGAAGCUUUCCAACAAUUUGAAUGGCUUUCCUCAGCUCGAGUGGAAAUAUUACUAGAAGCACAACCACCGUCGGGAUGGACCCACAGUCGGCGGCGGAGAAGGCGGUGGGGGCGAUCGGCAUGGGGUAUGACCUCACCGCUGACAUCCGGUUAUCGGCUUGUAAAGAGGGUCCCAACGGUUCCCGGCUGAUCGAGCUGGACGACAGCUCCACGAAGGAGCUGGUGGUGCCCGGUGGAGUCGUGGUCCCUGGUGUGUCCACCUCCAUCAAGUGUGAUAAAGGUGAACGCACCAGGUUUCGCUCCGAUUUUCUCUCUUUUAGUCAGAUGUCGGAGCAAAUCAAUCAGGAAUUAUCUUUAUCUGGUAAAAUACCCUGUGGUCUAUUCAAUGGAAUGUUUGACUUCAAGGGCUGCUGGCAAAAGGAUGCAACUGCUACUAAAGGUCUUGCUUUUGAUGGUUGGUUCAUCUCCCUGUACAAUAUUGAGUUAUCAAAGUCCCAUCUAACUCUGUCAGAGGAAGUGAAACGGGAAGUUCCACCAUUUUGGGAUCCUGCUGCUUUAGCUGAAUUCAUUGAUAAAUAUGGAACCCAUGUUAUUCUUGGGGUGAAGAUGGGAGGUAAAGAUGUAGUGCAUAUUAAGCAGCUUCAAAGUUCAAAUCUUCAGCCAAAUGAUGUGCAGAAAUUGUUAAAGAAAUUAUCUGAGGAAAGAUUUUCGGAAACGGAUGGAAGCCUGAUAUCAAAUCCCGAAGGUUCUUUGGUUAUGCCAAAGGAUGAGAAGUCCGUUCUCUGGGACCCAUAUUCACUAUUUGCAAAUCCGUUAAGACCAGCAAUAGUUUCUCACACAAAGAAUGCAGAUUUGUUAAGUAUUCAUAUACGGCGGGGAGGCGUCAACAAAGGCCAAAGUCAUGCAGAAUGGCUGUCAACUGUAUCACAUUCUCCGAAUGUCAUAUCAAUGUCCUUUGUGCCUAUUGUUUCGCUUUUGAGUGGUGUCAAGGGUAGCGGAUUUUUUAGUCAUGCAAUGAAUCUUUAUCUACGAUACAAACCUCCUAUAGAGGAACUCCAACAAUUUUUAGAAUUUCAAUUACCUCGUCAAUGGGCUCCAGCGUACAGUGAUCUUCCACUUGCUCCUAGGCGGAGGAAGCAAGCAUCUCCAGCACUUCAGUUCACGUUUAUGGGUCCUAAGCUUUACGUAAACACUGUAAAAGUUGAUUCAGGGAACCGCCCAGUGACUGGUAUUCGCUUGUACUUGGAAGGUAAAAGAAGCGAUCACCUGGCCAUUCAUCUGCAGCAUCUGUCAACUCUUCCAAAUACCUAUCAGCUGGCAGAUGAUCAUAGUUAUGAGCCAGUAGAUGAGCCAGUUGAGCGAGGUUACUUUGAACCAGUCAAGUGGAGCAUAUUCUCACAUGUUUGCACUGCUCCAGUAGAGUAUCGUGGUGCACGGAUUGAUGACUCUGCUUCUAUUGUGACAAAAUCAUGGUUUGAGGUAAAAAAUGUUGGAAUGAAGAAGGUCCUUUUCCUGAGAUUUGGGUUUUCAAUGGUGGCAUCUUCAAGGAUACGGAGGUCAGAGUGGGAUGGACCAUCUACCUUGUCUCGAAAAUCAGGAUUAAUUUCAAUGUUGAUGAGCACAACAUUCAGCGCAGGGUUGGGUCAACCUGAUAAACCAGCGAAGGUGGAUUUGAACUCUGCAGUUUAUCCUGGAGGGCCACCCUUACCUGCAAGAGCUCCAAAGAUGACAAAUUUUGUUGAUACAAAAGAAAUGACAAGGGGUCCAGAGGAUUCACCUGGGUACUGGGUGGUUACCGGAGCAAAGCUUUGUGUAGAGGGGGGAAGGAUAAGAAUCAAAGUGAAGUAUUCUCUUCUGACCAUAUUGUCAGAGGACUCUCUGUUAAUAUGAGAGCAUAGGAGAGGCAUGCGCCAGAUUAGUCUUAAAAUUUUCAUUGCGUUCCUUGGUUGCCUUCCUUUGGGAAUUAACCUGGUCAAAAAAAAUCCCGGUUUUGUAUAUAAAUUUUUCCAAACGCCUGGGGGCAGCGAUCCAUUGUAUUUGUUGUACAUUGUAAUUUUUUCGGCAUGACCGUCUUCUUUAGCCUUCAUGCUACAUACUGAAACCACUAGAAGUCGCCUAGUUUUGAUUGAGAGAUGAGAUUUUAUUGUAAGGUGUGCAGGAUCUAGUUACGGUCGUGCUUUUCCUGAGUUUA